Messenger RNA from Coprinopsis cinerea okayama7#130, 1383 nucleotides. RefSeq names its product FMN adenylyltransferase. Gene Ontology annotation, molecular function: FMN adenylyltransferase activity. The transcript is spliced from 6 exons. Gene Ontology annotation, biological process: FAD biosynthetic process. Lineage: Eukaryota; Fungi; Basidiomycota; Agaricomycetes; Agaricales; Psathyrellaceae. The record is from RefSeq and is a predicted model, not a curated record. Bases 1 to 1383 code for a protein of 460 amino acids.
AUGAUCAUGAACUGCAGGAAGAUUGCAGAUGAAGUAUACGGACUCGCCGCACUGGCCGACGCAGACCCAGGAUCGUCAUCAUCAUGCACACAGAAUGGACACGCACAUGAGGAGAAGCAGAAGAAGUUGAGGGAACUGGCACCGCUGGUCAAGGAAGCGUUGGACGUGAUCGACGAGGCGCUGGAUACCCAUGGACCUGAAGCAACGACGAUUGAAAGUGUCGUCACGCCAAAGGUAGCAGAGGGCGUGAAGGCGGAUGACUACAUUGGGAGACCAAAGGCUGUUGGAAAGGCCAAGGGUGGAGAGGGCAUGAGGCAGGCGUUGCAGGCCUACAAGGACAGGUUCCCAAAGAUUGCUGCCAUCCUGAUUGGCACGAGAAGAACGGACCCUCAUGGUGCAACGCUAUCCCACCGCAACCCAACAGACCCGGGCUGGCCCCGCUUUGAACGCGUAAACCCAAUCAUUAACUGGUCAUACCAGGAUAUCUGGACCUUCCUCCGCGAACUUGACGUUCCUUACUGCAGUUUGUACGACCAAGGGUAUACGUCACUAGGCUCAACGUACAACACCUUCCCCAACCCCGCAUUACUCGUCUCACCGUCACCGAUCCCGACAUCUGCACUCAGCCCUGGCACGGCCCUCAGCCAAGUCAUGUCAACCACCCACACUGAGCCUGGUGGUGGAGUGAUCUCUCCCACAACUGCAUUGGCGGAAUGUAUGUCGUCAACGCACAUCCAUAGAUCUGGAACGACGUCCAAUGGCAACGGCGUGGCGACACCUGGGACCGGAGAUGUCAAGGCGAAUGGCUUGUCGAUAGAGACGGAGGUUGCUGCACCGAGGUAUCUGCCGGCGUAUGAGCUCAAGGAUGGAUCGUUGGAGAGGUCGGGGAGAGGGGUCGAGACUCGAGAAAUUAGGCUAGCCCUUCGUAGAGGGGCGGCGAAGGCAGAGGCGAAAGCUAAGGCUCGAAAAGAAUGGGGGGAGGAAUGGGAACGUUCGAAGAGGAGGAACAGGAUGAAAGAGAUAGGAGAACUAGACGAACUACUGAAGUUCGGAAUCCGGACCAAGAAGCUCAAGAGACACGAGAUCAGCGCAGUCGUACAGAUUCGGACAGGACACAUUCCACUCAACCAGUAUCUGCAUAGAAUUGGGAAGGCGGAAACGGCGACCUGCAGCUGCGGGAGGGGAGCGGAGACCCCAAAACACUACGUGAUGGAAUGCCCAAACUACAGACACGAACGACACGACAUGCGACUGGAGCUACGGCAUAAAGCCAGGGACUGGAAGUACAUAUGUGGAACGGAGAAGGGGAUGAAAGAGCUGGCGAAGUAUAUUGGGAGAACGGAGAGGCUGAAGGGACUGGUGGUGAAACAAACACCCGAGUAG